CUUUACACUUGUUCAGGAUCACAGUCUGCUAACCCCAUUGGUGCUGGCAGUAGAUCUGGGUCCCCCGGAAGAGUUCUGACAACAACCACACUUUCCACUAUGAGCACAGGAGUUCAGAGAGUGUUGGUGAAUCCUGCAGCUGCACAAAAACGGAGCAAAAUCCCGCGAAGUCAGGGAUGUAGUAGAGAAGCUAGUCCUUCUAGGUUGUCAGUAGCGCGAGGCAGCCGCAUUCCUCGGCCUAGUGUGAGUCAGGGCUGCAGCAGGGAGGCCAGCCGUGAAAGUAGCAGGGACACGAGCCCUGUCCGCUCUUUCCCACCCCUCGCUUCCAGACAUCACUCCAGAUCCACCGGUGCCCUCUACGCUCCUGAUACUUAUGGGGCCACAGGUACUGGCUUUGGAAUUAGUCAGUCGAGUAGAUUGUCGUCAUCAGUCAGCGCUAUGCGAGUUCUGAAUACAGGUUCUGACGUGGAAGAGGCAGUAGCAGAUGCUUUGCUCUUAGGAGACAUACGGACUAAGAAGAAGCCCGUGCGGAGGAGAUACGAAUCCUAUGGGAUGUACUCAGACGAUGAUGCCAACAGCGAUGCGUCAAGUGCCUGUUCAGAAAGGUCCUAUAGCUCCAGGAAUGGGAGCAUACCGACGUACAUGAGGCAGACAGAGGACGUGGCUGAAGUCCUGAACCGCUGUGCCAGCACCAACUGGUCAGAGAGGAAAGAAGGCCUUCUAGGCCUGCAGAACUUACUAAAGAACCAGAGAACUCUAAGUCGUGUUGAGUUGAAAAGAUUGUGUGAGAUCUUCACAAGAAUGUUUGCUGAUCCUCACAGUAAGAGAGUGUUCAGUAUGUUUUUGGAGACACUGGUCGACUUCAUCCAGGUCCAUAAAGAAGAUCUGCAGGACUGGCUGUUUGUACUGCUGACACAGCUGUUGAAAAAAAUGGGUGCUGAUUUGCUUGGGUCGGUACAAGCAAAAGUUCAGAAGGCACUUGAUGUCACAAGGGAAUCUUUUCCAAAUGACCUCCAGUUCAGUAUUUUAAUGAGAUUUACUGUUGACCAGACCCAAACACCUAGUCUGAAGACAGUCAAGCCAGCACUGCAGGACCAACUUCGCUCUUUUUGGAGCUCAAAGGUCAAAGUUGCAAUCCUAAAAUAUAUAGAAACUCUUGCGCAGCAGAUGGAUCCAGGAGACUUUGUAAAUUCAAGUGAAACUAGGUUAGCAGUGUCUCGAAUCAUCACCUGGACCACAGAACCUAAAAGCUCAGAUGUUAGGAAGGCUGCACAGUCAGUGCUGAUUUCCCUUUUUGAACUCAACACUCCAGAGUUUACAAUGCUAUUGGGUGCUUUACCAAAAACAUUUCAGGAUGGAGCCACAAAGCUUCUCCAUAAUCAUCUCCGGAAUACAGGCAACAGUGGUCAGGGAUCAAUGGGAAGUCCUUUAACAAGACCUACUCCACGCUCCCCAGCAAGCUGGUCAAGUCCUCUCACUUCCCCAACCAAUACAUCACAGAACACUUUGUCACCAAGUGCAUUUGACUAUGACACUGAAAACAUGAAUUCUGAAGAUAGUUUUCGUAGUCAGGAAGAUAUGAAUGAGCCUGUAAAACGAGAUGCUAAAAAAGAUGAUGGCGACUCGAUUUGCAGUGCUUCUGGAAUAGUGGACAUGCGAGCAGGAAGUGGCGUGAGCGAUACAGGUCGGACAGCUCUGGAUAACAAAACAUCAUUACUCAACACAAUGCCUCCCCACUCCUCACCACGUGCACGAGAUUACAACCCAUACAAUUAUUCUGAUGGUAUUAGUCCAUUUAAUAAAUCUGCUUUGAAAGAAGCCAUGUUUGAUGAUGAUGCAGAGCAGUUUCCUGAUGAGCCCCCCAUGGACCAUUCUGAUCUGGUUGCAGAGCUACUAAAAGAGUUAUCAAACCAUAAUGAAAGAGUUGAAGAAAGAAAGGCUGCCCUGUAUGAGCUCAUGAAGUUAACUCAGGAAGAGUCUUUUGGUGUUUGGGAUGAGCACUUCAAAACAAUACUACUUCUGCUGCUUGAAACACUUGGAGAUAAAGAGCAUGCAAUUAGAGCUUUGGCACUGAAAGUUCUGAGAGAAAUUCUAAGAAACCAGCCAGCAAGGUUUAAGAAUUAUGCAGAGCUCACAAUCAUGAAGACAUUAGAAGCGCAUAAAGAUCCUCAUAAGGAGGUGGUGAGAUCUGCUGAAGAAGCUGCUUCCAUGCUGGCCACUUCCAUUAGCCCAGAUCAGUGCAUCAAAGUUCUCUGUCCAAUUAUCCAAACUGCAGAUUACCCCAUUAAUCUGGCUGCAAUCAAAAUGCAGACAAAAGUUAUAGAAAGAGUAUCUAAAGAAACCCUUACUCAGCUUUUACCAGAGAUUGUGCCAGGUCUAAUACAGGGUUAUGAUAAUUCAGAGAGCAGCGUUCGUAAGGCAUGUGUUUUCUGCCUUGUAGCCAUUCAUGCAGUAAUUGGUGAUGAACUAAAACCACAUCUCAGUCAACUCACUGGCAGUAAAAUGAAAUUAUUGAACCUUUACAUCAAACGUGCACAAACAGGCUCUGGAGCAGGGGAUACAGCAGCAGAUAUGUCUGGACAAAGCUAAUGAAGCUGACAAGAGUUAACCAGGUCUCCUAAAGCAAGGGCAAGGCCCUCUUCAGUGAAAGGAAAAUCCUUACAUGCAACUUCUGGAACUUUAUUCUUGUUUUGGGGUUUUUUUUCCCCUUUCUUUUGUUUUGUUUUUAUUGUUUGGGGUUUUGUUGGUUUUUUUUUUCUUUAACCAAUGGCUGUCCUCAGCCUGCAUGAGACUGAUGCAAUAGAAUUAUUCCAAAUCUAAGGAAAAGCAGUAUUAACAUCAGUUGAUCAAAGCAGAAUAAAAUUUCAAAAUAAUCUUA
Cyanistes caeruleus (blue tit) is the source of this 2878-nucleotide messenger RNA. The record is from RefSeq and is a predicted model, not a curated record. NCBI's taxonomy places the organism in Eukaryota, Metazoa, Chordata, Aves, Passeriformes, Paridae.